Corvus hawaiiensis (hawaiian crow) is the source of this 1363-nucleotide messenger RNA. RefSeq names its product triggering receptor expressed on myeloid cells 2 (gene TREM2). Gene Ontology annotation, cellular component: cell surface. NCBI's taxonomy places the organism in Eukaryota, Metazoa, Chordata, Aves, Passeriformes, Corvidae. The record is from RefSeq and is a predicted model, not a curated record. The coding region runs from base 113 to 766 and encodes 217 amino acids. The transcript is spliced from 4 exons. Gene Ontology annotation, molecular function: signaling receptor activity.
CCCCGUGCUCCUUCCUUCCGGCAGAGCGGGGAGGGGGAGAGGAGCUGCCCAUAGGCAGAGCCAGUGUUGCUCUGCUCCAGGCUCCUCUCCUGCCCCUUCUCUGCUCAGCUCCAUGGAGAAGCUCCUGCACCUCACCUUGGUUUUCCUGUCAGCAUCCUGUGCUGCAGAGAACGUCACCGUGGUGGCCGCCAUGGAGGGCGACACCAUUUCUGUCAACUGCUCCUACGACCCCCGGCAGUGGUGGCGGGAGAAGAGCUGGUGCCGGCAGCUGGACGAGAGCCGGUGCCAGCACGUGGUGAGCGCCCCGACCCUGUGGCUGCCCUUCCCCAGGAACAGGAGAGGCACCACCUCCAUCAGGGACAACGCCCGCGCCGGGCUCCUGACCGUCACCAUGAGGCGCCUGCGGAAGGAGGACGCGGGGCUGUACCAGUGCAAAACGGAUUUCCUGGGGGACACCAGGAGCCUGAGGAAGGUGCAGGUGGAAGUGCUGGCAGCAGCCAGCCUGGUGACCCACGUGCCAGAGGAGCCCAGAGCUGUGCAGAGCAUCUCCAGGUCCCGUCCCAAAGUGGAUUUCACUGUUUUCUACAUCCUCGCUGGAUUCCUGGUGGCCAAGUUCAUGGUGGCUGUGCUGCUCUGUGUCAUUGGCCACAGCAGGAAGAACAGGGAAAGAGGGCAGAACCCAGGCCUGGGAGAGCAGCAGGUGCUCCCGUUCCCUGCUGACCUCAGACACGGUGGAAUCGGCCUCUCCUGGGAGAGCUCUGCAUGAGCCAAGCCAAAGGGAAUCCAUGGGAAAGGAAAAUCAAGCGUUUGCCACCUGCUGUAAGAAAAGGAUGGCUCCUAAACACAGGUCUGGAAGAGCCUGUCACUCUGGAGAGGGAAUGUCACCAUCUUCUUCAUCACCUCUUCCCCCUGGCACCACAUCCCCAGGCAGUUAUUCCAAAUAUCAUUGCCAGGACCAUCCCAUCACGGUUGGAACUGACACCCAUCAACUCCCUGUCACCUCAGGGCAGAGCCAGGUGACAGAUUCUGUCUUUCCAAGGUGAGGAAGAGCAGCUCCCAAAAGCUGCUUUGGACAGUGGGGAUGCUUGGAGAAAAUCCCUGAGGAGAAGGGUAAGGAUCUGCAGGAUUUAUCAGGAAGGGAUGUGGUCUCCUUGCAGCUCUAGCCGGCGUCCUCCUCUCUGAAGGGACUUUGUGAACGCAGGAGCUGUCUCUCUCUGUCGUUCUCCCGGUAUUUCCUCUCCCAUGUGAUGGUUGUUCAUCCCUCCCCACAGUGAAGCUGCACUCAGCUCUCCCGGGCUCCAAACCCAUGGGCACUCACAUUUCUUUUCCCUGCAAAGCUGAAUAAAAUCCGGCUGAUUCCCUG